UAUCAAAUAUGAAAAUCGCACUUGCUUCCGUAUUUCUUUUGGCCGCAUAUGCUUCGGCAUUCGGCGUUCUCGAAGAGAUAGAAGAGAUAAGGCCGGUAGUUGGUGGAAUCUCUGGUACAGGAACAACCUCGCGUUACUGGGAUUGCUGCAAACCAACAUGUGCUUGGCCUGGAAACGUAAAAUACAAAAAACCAGUCAAAGCAUGCAAAGCAGAUGGAUCUAAUGCCAACGAUCCCGAAAACCAAUCAGGUUGUGUUGGAGGACAAUCCUACAUGUGUACCAACCAAUCUGGAUACGUUAAAAAUAAUACUUUAGCUUACGGUUUUGUCGCAGCUAAAUUCGUCAAUGCAGGUGGCAGAAACAUGUGUUGUUCUUGCGUUAUGUUCACCUUCAACACAAAAUAUCCUUCCCCUUUGAACGGCAAAAAAAUGUUGGUCCAAGUUACCAACACAGGAGAAGACGAUCCAGACGCAGACCACAACUUAUUUGACAUUGCAAUGCCUGGUAGUGGUGUCGGCUACUACACCAAAGGAUGUCCUGGCCAGUGGCAUAAUGACGUCAGCGUUUGGGGUGACCAAUAUGGAGGAGUUAACUCAGAAGCAGAAUGUUACAAGCUACCUAAACCUUUGCAAAAACCUUGUGCGUUCAGAUUCCAAUGGAUGUCCGGUUACUCCAACCCUGAUGUCUCCUUUUACGAGGUCACUUGUCCAAAAGAGCUUAUAAAUAUUAGUGGAUGUUCGCCAGUAGGAUAUUAA
Molecule: messenger RNA, 755 nt
Organism: Psylliodes chrysocephalus
Lineage: Eukaryota; Metazoa; Arthropoda; Insecta; Coleoptera; Chrysomelidae
Source: the annotation of a GenBank genome assembly